AUGAAGCUCCUCUCAGCUGGCGCGCUGGCUCUUGGCCUCGCUAACCUGCCUAGCACUUUUGCUUGGGGCAGUCUCGGCCAUAUCACCACCGCUUAUCUCGCCAGCCACUUUGUCGCAAACACCACCGAGGCUCACCUCAAGUAUAUUCUCUAUAAUGACGAGGAAGAUUACCUCGCGAAAAUAGCAUCAUGGGCCGACUCGAUUCGCUACACAGACUGGGGCCGAUACACCAAGACCUUUCACUUUAUCGACGCUCAUGACAGCCCACCCAAUAAGUGUGAUGUCGACUUUGAGCGUGAUUGCAAGGACGAUGGUUGUGUCCUCACCGCCCUCAAGAACUACACCCAACAAUCAGUUGAGCCUCAGUUGCCCUUCUGGCAGCGCAACCAAGCCGCCAAGUUCGUCGUUCACUUUAUCGGAGAUCUUCACCAGCCUCUACAUAACGAAGAUGUCGAAAAGGGAGGCAACGGUCUUACAGUAACGUUUGACGGCCGCACUUUCAACCUCCACCACGUCUGGGACAGUUCUAUUGCCGAGAAGUUGUUGGGUGGUCUGCACGGCAGCCCAUUCAAGCUCGCCAACAACUGGGCCAACCAGCUUGCAGUCGAGAUCACAGACGGCAAGUUCGCAGAGGCGAAAGACGCGUGGUUGAAGGAUCUAGACUUCAGUGACCCCAUCAGCACGGCACUUGCUUGGUCCCGAGAGGCCAAUGCGCUCGUCUGCACACAUGUUCUGCCCGAGGGUGCCGAUGCCAUUGUCGGUCAGGAACUCGGAGGCGAGUACUUUGAAAAGGCUGCCCCUGUCAUUGAGGAGCAGGUUGCCAAGGCCGGUUACAGAAUGGCUGCCUGGCUGGACAAGAUCGUGGAGGCUUACAAGGAUGUUGAGCAGAGGCAGAUGUCCGAGGAGCUCUGA
This is a messenger RNA of Fusarium redolens, 912 nucleotides long. Its product is annotated as phospholipase C/P1 nuclease domain-containing protein. The record is from RefSeq and is a predicted model, not a curated record. NCBI's taxonomy places the organism in Eukaryota, Fungi, Ascomycota, Sordariomycetes, Hypocreales, Nectriaceae. The coding region runs from base 1 to 912 and encodes 303 amino acids. The transcript has 3 exons. Gene Ontology annotation, biological process: DNA catabolic process. Gene Ontology annotation, molecular function: endonuclease activity; nucleic acid binding.